CAGAAGGUGGCCCCAAGACAAGAGGCGAUUAUCUUGGUAAUCUUCAGGAUCCUCUCUGCUGGAAGCGUAGAAACUGCCGGAGGAGCCGUAUGGGUGGUCAGAGUUCGCGACUCCUGGAUGAGCGGCAGAGACGGUACUUGAGAGGCCGGACGGUUGCUCUGGCCAGGAACUUCAUGCCGUAUUACCGAAGGCACCUGGCUUCCACCUUUCUGAGAAAAAUCUCCAGGGAGCUGGAUCCACAAGGCCAACCGGGACUGCAGCUGAUACAGAGAAAAAUCCAAGAGCCACCCAGGGCGCUUCUUCCUGAGGGAGUCCUGAUCCAUUAUCAUGGAGGGAGCAGCUCGAAAUGGAAGGAGAGCUACUUUGUUCUGCGGGAAGACUUCUCCCUUGAAUGGUUUGGUCAUAAAGAGGGCCAGGGAAAGGGUUGUGAGCCCAGGGGAUCCACUGCUCUAACUGGGUACACCCUGGUGACCUCAGGGAGAGACUAUAUCAGCUUGGUGGUGGACAGUGUCUGCCAGGGCCUGGGAGGAGAUCUUUCCCAGUGGGGCCCAGACCCCAUAACUGAGCCGCCCAUGCCAUUUUCCAUUUAUCUCUACCAUCCCUUCCGGCAGCACUUCUGCUUCUGUAUGGCCACUGCCGAAUCCCAGAACAGCUGGAAAUCUGCCCUAAGCGAUGGGAUAAGACAUUGCAGCACAGUUUUGCAGAGAAGGGAAUCUCUUGAUGUAGAGGCCUUCCUGGAUGCCGUGCAGUUUUACAGACAGGAGAAAGGCUGCUAUGGAGUCGAUGAUCUCCUCUUGGGGACGGAGCCAGAGAUUCUCAGUAACCUGCUGAUGGAAGAUUUGCUUCCUGUCCUGCAGGAUCAGAACCUACCUCCUCUCCAGGGGUUGGCCAGCAGGUGGACGUUCCUGGAGGAGGUUUACACCCUGGUCCUGGCACAGAUCUCUGAUGAGCUCCGAGAUUUUCAGAAGGAAAAAGAGGAACUCCACAGAGAGUUGGAAAAGAAGAUUCGCCCCGAUGUGGGUGAGAUGCUGGCCCUGAGGAAUCACAUAGCUCAACAGCUCCAGAGGAUGGUGCAUGGCCCAGCUGAUGGGUGCUGCUGCCGGGAGGUGGAUCCCAUGCUGGGAGGGAUUGGGGAUAAAUUGCUGAGCCCCAUUAGCACCGGGAUGUGCAUGGUGCGCCUGAUUUUCACCAGACGGGUAGACGAACUGCUCAGAAACUUGCAAAAUGCUCACUCUGUCAGACAGUUGAAAGAGGAGAUUUGUUCACUAUCAGCGAUGCCCUGGGAUUCCAUGCUAAUGCAGCCAUGCUACAAGAAGGCAGAGCUCUACUGGAGCAGUCUGCAGGGCUUCAAGGAGAGAUUUGGCUUCUGCGGUACGACGAGCUUGGUCCUCGGGGCUCAAGAUCUCAUGCAACAGCUGAUGGAAAAUUCAGUCUACACAUUCCAGCAGCUCUCAGAUCGGCAUCUGAAUUCAGCAAUCAACAGAAGCCAGAUCACUCAGGUCCUGGAGAAGGUGAAAGGUCGGGUGUUGAAGAAGUUUGACUCUGACAGCAGUUUUGCCCAGAAGCAGUUUGUUGAGGAAUGGGUGAUCCAAAUUUUUUCUCCCUUUCUGCUGAGGAGCCUGGAGACAAGCUGUAAAUUGGAACUGCCGAAGUAUGAGAAGUACAUAUUUGCUGAUUACAGCAAUGUUAUCAGUGUCAAGACCAUUUAUGAGGAUUUGGUUGUGGGUGUUCUGCAGCGAAGAGUCGGCAGAGGUCUGAAAGCGGCUUUGGGUUGGAACAGGCCAAUGCUGUACGGAGACCUGGGGAAUGCGAAUAGCCUGACCCAUGAGGCAGUUCCGUGGAGCCAGACUGAAACAGUGACAGGAACUGGGGGCGCAGCUCAGAUAAACAACCUCAAGGAUCAAGAAAAGAAACAAAAGACUACAGGAUUGCAAGACCAGUGUUCGUCUGCAGCGAGGAACCCCAGAACUGGACUUUCUCCCACGCAGCAGAGCCAGAAGCAGCCAGAAGAAGAGGGUCCUCAUGUUACAUCUGUUGGAAGCUGCAGUUAUGAAGUGUCCCCUGAGCAGGCAGCCCUGGGAAAAGAAGGCAGAUCUAAGGAGGCAGCUGGUGAGGAUCUGCAGCAAGGUCAAGGGAGGGUUGAGGUGCCACAGAUGAUGGAGGAGGAGCUUGAUAAGAUGGAAAGAACUGCCCUCUUGGAGCGCUUGACCAUAGCCAUGGAAAUGGAAAUCUUUCAGACAGAUCUGCUGGAAAUGGAUCUCCAUCAAGAAGCGGGGAUCCCAAACUGAGUCUCUGAAAACAAGAGCAAAGGGGCAGAUGAAAGACAAACAGAUCUGGUGGCUUGACCCCAGUGACAUUGUAGUCGAGGCCAUAGAUCCAGGGCCGGCAGGUGAAGUGAUGAAAAUCAAGGGGAGAUAGUAUUGUAGGCUGGAGUCAUGUGUUUUGGAGCCACCACUGCAAGUCUGUUGUGGUGGGAAUGGGGGCCAUUUAGCCUAAAUGAAUGUGGUAAUCUCUCUUCCCCCUCAAUCUCUCUCUCGCUCUCUUACUCACACGUGUGCACACGCACACACACCUACCUAUUUGCCCUAGUUCUUGGUGAUCUGGCAGGUCAAGCUCUGAAAUAAUCCAUGGGGUGGUAAGGCCGAUUAAGGCACACAAGGCCUUUUCAAUCCUGUCCCCUCCUAGCCUUUGUCUUUUCAAAGUGUGGCAUGCUAACUUCUAACCCUCCUUGAAGCAAGGGCUAUGGGAAGAGCCUGUUACUAAGGGGCGGGCUCCAAAACACAGGCCUUCUAUGGGUUAAGUAAACUGGGCAGCAAACACAUGCCCACAAUGUGGAAUUGUCCUUUGUGCAUCAGUCUGUUCAGCCAUGGAGAGGAUCUCAUUUUCGGUAGUGUCUCAUCAUUGGAGAAGUGGCAUGGCCGAGAGGAUAGAGCACAGGCCCGGGA
Messenger RNA from Tachyglossus aculeatus (Australian echidna), 2945 nucleotides. RefSeq names its product niban apoptosis regulator 3 (gene NIBAN3). The transcript has 15 exons. The record is from RefSeq and is a predicted model, not a curated record. The coding region runs from base 90 to 2288 and encodes 732 amino acids. NCBI's taxonomy places the organism in Eukaryota, Metazoa, Chordata, Mammalia, Monotremata, Tachyglossidae.